UUGUAUCCAUGGUAGAAGCCCGCUCCCCCAUUACCCUUCCCCCUUCGAAACCCUGGUGACCGCCGCCGCCGCCGCCGCCCGAUCCAUGGACCGCCGAGUCCCGCGGACAGUCAUCGACCCCAAGUUCCGGCAGGUGGGCUUCGUCCCCCCGGGCGCCACCCCGCCCCCCGCUCGUUCCCACUCCGUGCCCAACGACGCCCGCUCCUCCUCCGAGCUCUCCCUCUCGGGAAGCUCCCUCUCCCCCGUCAUGAUCCCCCCGCCCCGCCACGCCUCCGCCGACGGCCUCCCUUCCGUCGUCCGCUCCGCCGCCUCCCCCGUCCCCAUCCCCGCCUCCCCGCUCCGCCGGGACACCGUCCAGAUCCCGAUCGGGAGCUACAACCCCUCCGAAUCCCUCCUCGGAUCGUCCCCGAUGAUGUCGCCUUCCCGCCAGCUUGACGCCGUUUCCGAAUUUUCCGACGAUGUGCCGACAUCUGCGCGGCUCGGCAGAAGUGGCUCGGGCAAGUUCGCGUCGUCCUUCCCGUCGAGCAGCGGGGAGAUGAUGACCAUGAAGAUCACUGGCGGCGGCGGCGGCGGGAACACUCCAAAGAGCAGCUUGACGACUGCCUCGGUGGUGAAGGCACUGCCCGGAGUGUCAGAAAAAGAUAGGGGAGCUUUGAUUGAAGUGCAGAAUGAAGGGAUUUCAAAGCCACAGAAACAGAAAACUCAAAAGCUGAGAGGCGUGCCAUUCAAGAGGCUCAGCGUGCAGCGAAGGCUGCCAGCAAAGGAGUCUGGUGAAGCAGUCAAGCCUUCUGCUUCUUCUGGUGGUGCACUUCCUGCUUUAAAACAGGGUAAGGUAGUGAAACCUUCUUCCCAAAAGAAAGAUGGGCCUCAGGUUACAGCUCCAGUUGCAUCUUCUGAAAAGAAGGUUGUUGACCGCAUUCCUGAUAAGGACAGAAAGAAGGAUGUUCCCCACCCUCGUAUGCAAUUUGAUGAUAAACAUCGGGUUGAAAAGGCUAAAAGACGUGCAGUGGUUAAUCAAUCUGAAGCAAGAAAUAGAGUUGAACUAUUCCGGCAUUUGCCUCAGUAUAUCCAUGGAACUCAGCUUCCAGAUCUCGAAUCAAAGUUUUUUCAACUUGAUCCAAUGCAUCCUUCUGUUUACAAGGUUGGACUUCAGUUUUUGUCAGGGGAUAUCUCAGGUGGUAAUGCUCGUUGUAUUGCAAUGCUUUUAGCUUUCCAAGAGGCAAUUAAAGACUACUCUACACCCCCUGAAAAAGUUCUUGUUCGAGAUUUGACUGCAAAAAUCGGUUGUUAUGUGUCAUUUCUGAUUGAAUGUAGGCCCCUUUCUAUUAGCAUGGGAAAUGCUAUUAAAUUUUUGAAGAACAGGAUUGCCAAGUUGCCACAUACACUGUCAGAAUCAGAAGCAAAGUCUACUCUUAUAUCUGAUAUUGAUCGUUUCAUAAAUGAGAAAAUUAUAAUUGCAGAUAAGGUUAUAGUUAGGCAUGCUGUUACAAAGAUUAGAGAUGGUGAUGUUCUACUCACAUACGGGUCAUCCUCCAUUGUUGAAAUGAUAUUAUUAUAUGCUCAUGAGCUUGGAAAGCAAUUCCGUGUGGUAGUAGUUGACUCCCGUCCAACGCUUGAAGGGCAGGCAUUGCUCCAUAAAUUGGUGGCAAAGGGCCUUAAUUGUACAUAUACACAUAUAAAUGCCAUCUCAUAUGUUAUGCAUGAAGUCACACGAGUUUUUCUAGGAGCUUCAUCAGUCUUAUCUAAUGGAACAGUUUACUCAAGAGUUGGAACGGCAUGUGUAGCUAUGGUUGCAAAUGCCUUCCAGGUUCCUGUUCUAAUAUGUUGUGAGGCAUAUAAAUUUCAUGAAAGGGUGCAGCUUGACUCUAUAUGCUCUAAUGAACUUGGUGAUCCAGAUGUCAUUUCUAAGGUUCCCGGACGGAACGAUUUGAAUCAUCUGCAUAGUUGGGCUGACAAUGAGAAUCUGCAACUUCUAAAUCUCAUCUAUGAUGCAACACCUUCGGACUAUAUAUCAAUGAUCAUCACAGAUUAUGGAAUGAUCCCACCAACAAGUGUGCCAGUCAUUGUGCGUGAAUAUCGUAGAGAACACUUAUGGAUAUAAAGGUGUCCUUUGUCCAUUGCCAUCCAGUGAUCUCCGUAAUCUGAAUAGAUAUCCAAUGAAGCCACUUUGUUCUCUUCUUAUAAAAAUGUUUGAGGAGCAUUAAGGAUAAGCAGUCGGGUUCAGUUUGCUGCUUUGCUCUGAACAGCCCAUCCAUGACCUUAAAGCCACUUAAUUUUUGGAUGUACCACAACUGAAGUGUCCUGUGUGUGGCGCCCUGCAUGGUGACAGUAAAUUGAAUUAAUUUAUGGUUAUGCUCAGCAGCCUCAUUCCUACUCACAAUCCACAGCAAAGUCUCCGUAAGGUGAAUGAUUCUUUCUUGAUUUGCUUUUUUAACUUUAAACUUCUGCUGUCUAUAUCAUGAUCGAGCCUGAUACCAUGGAGAGGGCUCUAUUGGUUAAAUUAUUGGUUAUAUUAGGUACAACAUCAGCAUCUUUUGAUUUCAGUCACCAGGACACAGCCAAAAUACUAGUGGUCCUCAUGCUCGAAUUCUUAGAACAUAGAGAUCCUGGGACCAUCCGCACUUAAGGUUGAUGGUACUCUGGGUCUUCUCUUGAGAUUUAUUUCGUUCAUUAAUUGAAUUAGGAUCGGAAUGGAUUAGAAUGAAAAUUGGAGCGGUUA
Molecule: messenger RNA, 2719 nt
Organism: Phoenix dactylifera (date palm)
Lineage: Eukaryota; Viridiplantae; Streptophyta; Magnoliopsida; Arecales; Arecaceae
Source: RefSeq, a predicted model, not a curated record